UUCCCUUUGCGAAAUCCUAACCCCAACCUUAUCUAAUGGCGCGCUUCCGGCUUCGUCCUCCUCUCUCCUCCCCUUCUUACUAUUCGAGUUCUGAAGAGGACGAAGGCCGAGAGAGCGGGUUCGGGUACGCGGAUCUGAUAUCGUCUCCCUUGAUUCUGCCAAAUCCGAGGAGGAGAGCGGCGGCGGGGGGCGGCGGGGGGGGCCCGGUCGUGGAGGUGCUGGUGGCAGCGCUGAGGAGGUCGCUGGUGAUGUGUAGCGUUGGGGCGGGGGAGGAGAGGGGCUGCUCGGCGAUGGAGAUCGGGUGGCCGACGGAGGUGAGGCACGUGUCGCACGUGACGUUUGACCCCUUCAGUGGGUUUCUCGGAUUGCCUGAUGAGCUGGAGCCAGAGAGGCUGAGACGAGUACCCAGUGCCAGUGUGAGUGUAUUUGGAGUUUCUGCAGAAUCUAUGCAGUGUUCUCAUGAUAACAGGGGGAACAGCGUGCCGACUAUUUUGCUCUCUAUGCAAAGACACUUGUAUUCACAAGGAGGUCUCCAGGUGGAAGGAAUCUUUAGAAUUAAUGCAGACAAUAGUCAAGAAGUCUAUUUCAGAGAGCAAUUGAACACUGGUUCCAUACCAGAAGGAAUUGAUUUACACUGUCUAGCUGGUUUGAUUAAGGCAUGGUUUCGAGAACUUCCCUCAGGCGUGUUAGACUCGCUCACACCGGAUCAAGUUAUGCACUGUAACACCGAAGAAGAGUGCUCGCAGCUCGUAAAGUUUCUACCACCGUCUGAAGCAGCACUUCUUGACUGGGCUAUUAAGGAAUGUUAUAACAAGAUGAAUGCUCGAAACAUUGCCAUGGUUUUUGCACCUAACAUGACUCAGAUGGCAGAUCCGUUGACUGCAUUGAUCCAUGCCGUUCAAGUAAUGAACUUCCUCAAGACAUUGAUUAUGAAGACACUCCGAGAAAGAGAGGCAGCUAAGGAAUUCAUGUUGUUACCCUUUAGUUCUGAAUUUCCAACCAGUAAUGAGGGACCCAGUACCUCAGAAGUUGCAGAUAAAUCCAGUGCAGGUAUGAGAGAUGCAGAAUCUUUUAACAAGUUCGUACACAGCAGAACACAGGCUCUGGACUUUGAUCCUGAAGAGAGUUUUCAUAGUUUUGAGAAGAAGAGCGAAGUUGAGGACAAUGAGUUCAUUUCUGGUAGAAGCUCUCCCAGUAGGGAGGGCUCU
Asparagus officinalis (garden asparagus) is the source of this 1208-nucleotide messenger RNA. Its product is annotated as rho GTPase-activating protein 3-like. Gene Ontology annotation, biological process: signal transduction. Gene Ontology annotation, molecular function: GTPase activator activity. The record is from RefSeq and is a predicted model, not a curated record. NCBI's taxonomy places the organism in Eukaryota, Viridiplantae, Streptophyta, Magnoliopsida, Asparagales, Asparagaceae.